AUGAACUAUUGCAUUGUACAAAGUAAAAAUCCAGUUUUUGGUGGUUGAAUUUAUGCCAUACACUUAAAAUAAUCACCUAAUUGAAAAACAUGUAAUGCAAAAGCAGAGGAAUGAAUGUAAGAGUUGUACCUAUUAGAUUAGUUGUGCACAAUGUCUGUUCAAUCUAUUUUACUUUUAUCUUUAAUAUGUGCGUGUUCUUGUGCAAGAAUCUUGGUGUAUCUAACUUCUCCUUAUCGUACUCAUCAUGCUACAUUUCAAAACCUGUGGAAGGAACUGUCCUUGAGGGGUCACCAACUGACUAUAAUCACUAAGUUCCCAAUGAACGAUCAAAGUCUUACUAAUAUCAGUGAAAUUUAUGUGAAACGUAUCGACGACGAAAUGAUCGACAAUUUCCUCCAUAACGUUUGUGAUGAUUACACAGGCUCAAUCAUGGAAGCCAUCAAAAUCUUCACCGACGCAAAUCGCAACGAUAUCAUGAAUCCCAAAGUUCAACAACUGAUUAACAACAAAAAUAACGCAUUCGAUUUAUUUAUAUUCGAAGCUCAGAUCUUGUUUCCACUUGUUUUAUCGUGGGUCUUCAAGUGCCCUUCUAUUGGUGUGUCAUCUUUAGAUGCAAUACUGCAUAUCGGUUAUUACGUGGGGAAUCCCAUCCAUCCAAUUGUAAAGCCUGACAUAAACAUGCCUGUUGUUGAUUAUGAACGUUUAAGUUUUGUCGAAAGGGCCACACAGGUGUUUUAUCACUGUGCCCACAUGUUGGUGUUCAAUUAUCUCGGAUUGCCAGCUGAACAAAGGUUGGCUGUUGAGUUAUUUGGGGAUGAAGUGCCUGAUUUGAAACUCAUUGCUCGUAAUAUUAGUUUGUUGUUGCUGGUCACCAACCCAAUUUUUACUAACGUUUCCCCUUUGUAUGGACAUACCGUGUCUAUUGGGAAUGGAAUACAUUUUGAUGAACCUAAGCCACUCUCUGUGGACCUUCAAAAGUAUUUGGACAACUCGAAGAAUGGAGUCAUCUAUUUCAGCCUGGGAUCCAAUGUGAAAGGUCGCCUACUAAAUGACACCACAAAAAGGGAGAUUCUUAAUGCCUUUGCUGACCUACCCUAUAACGUGUUGAUGAAGAUGGACACUGAACUGAAGGACGUUCCAAAGAAUGUCAGGAUAGAAAAGUGGCUUCCACAGCAAGACAUUUUACGACACCCUAAUGUUAAACUGUUUAUUAGCCAAGGAGGGCUACAAUCUCUUCAAGAAUCUAUUACAAAUGGAAUACCCUUGGUGGGUAUUCCUUUCUUUGGUGACCAAAUUUCCAACGUUUACAGGAUGGUUAAAAAGGGUUAUGGGGUUCGUCUGGACAAAAAAGAAAUUACUAAAGAUAAUCUUAAGGCCGCCAUCUUGGAAGUCAUGAACAAUCCGAAGUAUCGUGAGAAAGCGAAAGAGAUGGGUGAGCUUCUUCAUGAUGAACCCAUGACCAGCCUUGAAAAAGCUGUUUGGUGGAUAGAAUAUGUCAUCAGACAUAAAGGAGCAAAGCACUUAAGGAGUCCUGCAGUGGACUUGCCAGUCUAUCAAUAUUACAUGUUGGAUGUUAUUGGAUUUUUACUAUUAGUUACAAUUAUUCCUAUUUAUUUGUUUGUUAAAAUUUUGAAAUUUAUUGUCAGGAAAAUAUGUUGUAAAAAGAGUAAAUCAAAAAGAGAUUAAAACUGCCUUACGUUAAUACAUAUUUGUAUAAAUCUAAGUUUAAUAUUUUUUAAUUUUUGUAAUAAAUGACUUUGUUUAAACAUCAAUUGUUUCACAGACUUGUAAACUCUAAAUAAAUUUUUGUAAAGAUA
Molecule: messenger RNA, 1817 nt
Organism: Aethina tumida (small hive beetle)
Lineage: Eukaryota; Metazoa; Arthropoda; Insecta; Coleoptera; Nitidulidae
Product: UDP-glucosyltransferase 2-like
Exons: 4
Coding region: 151-1686 (511 amino acids)
Molecular function (GO): UDP-glycosyltransferase activity; hexosyltransferase activity
Source: RefSeq, a predicted model, not a curated record